Molecule: messenger RNA, 828 nt
Organism: Spea bombifrons (plains spadefoot toad)
Lineage: Eukaryota; Metazoa; Chordata; Amphibia; Anura; Pelobatidae
Product: transmembrane protein 171-like
Exons: 1
Coding region: 1-828 (275 amino acids)
Source: RefSeq, a predicted model, not a curated record
AUGGAGCGCACUUGCUUCGGCACUCCUGGCCCUCGCACAAGCAGCAGAAUAACAUUCGCGCUGUUUGUGUUUGGCUGGCCGCUCUUAUGCGGCGGAUCUCUACUUUCUGUCUAUGGGUUCGCGACAUGCCAGUCCGGCAGCUGUAUCGCCUACAAGGUGACGGGCCCGGUACUUGCCGGGUUAGGGCUGGCAUGUUUAAUGAUGGCAGACUUUACUGCCCAACGAGAGAGGAGAAGGAGGGAAUUAGAAGGAGACCCGACGGAUCCAGAUAGAAGCUUCCUCUGCGGCAUGCUCGUAAUACUCGGGAUGCUGUUACUGGUUUGCGUGGUACUGGUUUUUAUCCCAGGACUUGUGGUUCCAGCCUGCAAACCAGCAUCCAACACAGACAAACCCCCUAAAGUCUGUGUAGCUCGCAUAGUGCAGAUAAUCGCAGUCGCAAUCGGCUUGUGUUACUUGCUGGCUGUCUGUGUGAACGGAAUCCGUCGGGACGGCGACUCUGAGGAGGACCCAGAAGACUCCGGAUAUCAGCCGGUUCCAGAACCUGAUUGGUCAAUGAGCAGGGACCCUCCAUCCUACGACAGCAUCGAUUUGGAGAGGGGCGACCGUGAUUCCGGCCGACGCGGCGGGGAAAAUGAACACAACGUUCCAAGGCCAUGGGGGCCGACCGUACAAGACAUUGACGAGUUUUACCCUUCGGAGCCACCUCCAAGAUACGAGGACAUAUUCCCUACUCAGCCGGAUCCUGAAGAGAGUUCAUCAUCAUCAUCGUAUCACUCGGUUUCCCAAUCAUCGGAGUCGAGUGACUAUGAGCUCGCACCAGGACCCUAA